Lolium rigidum is the source of this 3857-nucleotide messenger RNA. RefSeq names its product putative disease resistance protein RGA4. Gene Ontology annotation, molecular function: protein binding; ADP binding. The transcript has 6 exons. Gene Ontology annotation, biological process: defense response to other organism. The record is from RefSeq and is a predicted model, not a curated record. NCBI's taxonomy places the organism in Eukaryota, Viridiplantae, Streptophyta, Magnoliopsida, Poales, Poaceae. Bases 686 to 3769 code for a protein of 1027 amino acids.
CCGGGCUUCACCGUUUCUAUAUUAACUAAACCAUUUCUCUCUGUUCAACCGCUCAAGUCCCAAAACCGCGCCCCUAGGCCAGGCAGAACGGAAUCUUCCUUCACCGGGGAUCUGCUUUCCCCUUGGGAGCCAAGCUGUAGCGGAUUCAGAUGGGGAAAAUUGCUGGGGACUUCACAGCAGGCCCUGAUGUACUCCUAGACAGUUCACAUAGGUGCCAACAAGCAGCAUCGCAGCUUGGAAGUCAGUGGCUACAACAGAACAGGGUGACUUUGUAGACCGUACCAUCUAGUAUACAUAUUUCUCGCAAGGUGCCCGCACACGGUUGGUGAGAUGCAAGAACAUGUUGCUUCAGUACGGACUCCUCUGAUUCUGCAUCCAUCAAUUUCCAGUGUUCUGUAGCACCCCGCUUCUGCAUCGAUUCUCCUUCAUAGGCGCUCAACCUUUGGGGUCUGUGUUCCCAUUCUAUCUACUUGUGACUGCUUAACAAAGAGAUCCCAUCGGGAUGGAACAAUUUGUAUGAAUAUGGUCCGCUCUCCUGCCGUACUCUAAUCAACAUACCUGCGGUAUUCAGGUUCAUGAGCACCAUGGAUUGACAACAUCCUAUUUGGUGGAUAACUCUCUCUCUCUCUGUUAAGUUCCUUAGUACUGCCGGUUCACCUCCUAGAAGCUCGGCUAGCUUCAUCCAAUGGCAACCAUAUUGUUUUCUUUUAUUGGGUCAUGCAUCCAAAAGAUUCAAGAUAUUGCUACUGAGGAGGCAGUACUGAUACUAGGAGUCAAACAAGAGCUUACAGAUCUGCAAAGAAGAAUGAAGCAAAUACAAUGUUUUAUUAGUGACGCUGAGCAGAGAAGCAUAAAAGAAUCAGCAGUUAACAAUUGGCUUGGUGAGUUGAGAGAUGCCAUGUAUGAUGCUGACAACAUAAUCGAUUUGGCAAGGUUUAAAGGAAACAAGCUAGUAGCAGAUCAUCCUUCUUCACCCUCGAGAAAAUCUACUGUAUGUUGUGGCUGUUCACCCUUGUUUUGCAUUGCUAAUAUCCAGACUCGUCGAGAGAUUGCUGUUCAUAUUAAGAGUCUCAACAAAAGAAUAGAGAGGAUUUCCAAGGAUGACAUUUUUUUAACACUUAAGAACACAGCACCAACUGGAGAAGUUUCUGUGCCAGAUUGGAGAAAAACAUCACCCCUCAUUGAGCCCAAUCUUGUGGGGAAGGAGAUAAUAUAUUCUAGCCGAAAAUUGGUGGACUUGGUGCUUACACAUAAGGAAAAUAAGGCAUACAAGCUCUCCAUUGCUGGAAUAGGAGGGAUUGGUAAGACAACACUAGCUCAAAAAAUAUAUAAUGAUCACAAAAUAAAAGGGAACUUCAACAAACACGCAUGGAUUUGUGUUUCUCAAACUUACAAUGAAGUUGCCAUACUAAAAGAGGUUCUCCGAAAUAUUGGAGUGCAUCAAGAGCAGGGUGAAACAGUAGCAGAGCUCAAAAGCAAACUGGCAAAAGAAAUUGAAGACAAGAGUUUCUUUCUUGUUCUAGAUGAUGUGUGGCAGUCCAGUGUAUGGACUAAUCUACUAAGAAGUGUGUUACACGCAGCAACUGCAGUGGUCAUUUUGAUUACAACACGAGAUGAUACAGUUGCAAUGGAAAUCGGUACAGAACAUACUCAUCGAGUUGAUCUCAUGUCAGUAGAGGUAGGGUGGGAGCUACUUUGGAGGAGCAUGAACAUUGGUGCAGAGAAAGAAGUGCAAAAUCUAAAAGGCAUAGGGAGUGAUAUUGUUCAUAAAUGUGGUUGCCUUCCUCUUGCAAUCAAAGUUAUAGCCAGUGUUUUGGCAGGCAAAGAUCAAACAGAGAAUGAGUGGAACAAGAUCUUUAGCAAAAUGAAUGGCCCAGAGAGGAAACUUCCUGAUGAUAUAGAAGGAGCUUUGUAUAUAAGCUAUAAUGAGUUACCACAUUAUCUGAAGCAAUGUUUCCUUUAUUGUGCCAUGUAUCCUGAAGAUUUUGUCAUUUACCUUCAUGAUAUUGUCAGGUUAUGGGUUGCUGAGGGGUUUGUAGAGGAACAACUAGGCCAACUACUAGAAGAAACAGCAGAAGAGUACUACUAUGAGCUAAUCCAUCGGAAUCUACUCCAGCCAAUUGCUUUAUCUUUUGACCAUAGCUUCUGCAAAAUGCAUGACCUCUUAAGGCAACUUGCUUGUUAUUUAUCAAAAGAAGAGUGUUUUAUUGGAGACCCUGAUUCAUUAGGAGGUUACAAUAUGUCCAGACUACGACGCAUUUCAAUUGUCGCCAAGAAGGAUAUGGUAUUGCUCCCUACCAUGGACAAGGAGCAUCUUAAAGUGAGAACUUUCAGAAGCACGUAUAAGGUCUCCCAAGGAAUUGACACUUCAGUUUUCAAGAAGUUUUUGCACCUUCGUGUUUUGGAUCUGACUAAUUCAUCCAUACAAACCAUUCCUGGUUGCAUUCAAAAUUUGAUCCAUCUACGAUUGCUUGAUCUCGAUGAUACACAAAUAUCGUGUCUCCCAGAGUCGAUGAGCUCGCUCCUAAACCUUCAGAUAUUGAACUUGCAAAGGUGUAAAGCUUUGCAUAGCCUUCCUUUGGCAAUCAUUCAAUUGUGCAAUUUAAGGCGCCUUGGUCUGGCUGGUACACCCAUAAAUCAGGUUCCAAAAGGUAUAGGGAGAUUGGAAUUCCUCAACGAUUUGGAAGGAUUUCCUCUUGGCGCUGGAGGUGAUAAUGGUAAAACACAAGAUGGAUGGAAGUUGGAAGAGUUGGAACAUCUCUCACAGCUAAGACGGCUUGACAUGAUUAAAUUGGAAAAGGCUACUCCUUACAGUACAGAUUCAUUGCUGACAGAGAAAAAACAUCUCAAAGUUUUGAGCCUGCUCUGCACCGAACGUACAGAUGAACAAUAUUCAGAGGAAGAUGUUAGCAACAUUGAGAAGAUCUUUGAGCAGCUAAUCCCUCCACAGAACCUGGAAGAUCUAUUUAUCACUAGAUUCUUUGGCUGGAGGUAUCCCACAUGGCUUGGUACCACCCACCUAGCUUCAGUUAUACACUUGGUACUCAUAGACUGCAAUUCAUGUGUGCAUCUUCCACCAAUCGGGCAGCUGCCCAACCUGAAAUAUCUGAAAAUUAAUGGAGCAGCAACAGUUACCAAGAUUGGACCCGAAUUCGUGGGCUGGAGGGGGGAUAAUUGCAGAUCCACGGAUGUGGUUGUUGCUUUCCCCAAGCUCGAAACAUUGCUCUUGUGGAAUAUGCCCAAUUGGGAGGAGUGGUCCUUUGUUGAAGAGGGAGAUGCAGAGGCAGCGGAAGGGGGAGAGGAUGGAUCUGCGGAGAUACAAAAGGGGGAAGCCCCGUCUCGGAGGAUGCAGCUACUGCAACGCUUGACGAGAUUGGAACUUCGUGGCUGCCCCAAGCUGGGAUCUCUCCCACGACAGCUUGGACAGGAGGCCACCAGCUUGAAAGAGCUCCAAUUAAGAGAAGCAAGCUCCUUGAAGGUGGUGGAGGACCUCCCGUUCCUCUCUGAGACGCUUCUAAACCAGGGAUGCGGCGACCUAGAGAGGGUCUCGAACCUUCCUCAGGUGGGGAAUCUCCGUGUAACUCGUUGUCCAAACUUACGGUGCGUUGAGGGGUUAGGCAGUUUGCAGCAGUUGUGGCUGGAUGUGGAUAUGCAGGACAUAUCUAAGCUGUGGGUGCCGGGGAUUCAAGAGCAGCACCGGAAACUUCACGGUGAAGACGUGGAUGUAUACAUGUGGCCUAGAAGUGAGAAAACACCAGGUACUACUUGAUUCCAACAGCUCGUGAAACUAUAAUUUGGUCACCGAUCCAUGGGUGCAUCUUUUCUGGGUGGAAAAUUUAAAAAAAAAAGGAAAAUGA